AUGGUGAAUGCGGACUUGCGGCGGCGUCUCAACGACAAGGAGUAUAAGAACUGGCUGAAGGCAAGUCAGUGUCUGUUCAUACUGACGAAGGGCCUCCAUCUCUACACCAGCCAGCAGAUGGAAGGUUUCCACAAGGAUCUGCUCGCCCACAGCUCGCAGCUCGGGAGGACGUGUGAGACCAAUGCCUGCAGAGGCAACCAGCUCUCCUCGGCAUGUGGGCCGUGUAGCGAGUGGAAGAAGGAGAUCAUGGCACACCAGAGACAGCCGCAAGGGAGCCUGUGCUGGGUGAACUGUUCCCCUCCCUCCUGGAGAACAGACUUCUGGGAAGUGGCCAAGGCCUACAUGCCACGAGGUCAGAGGAAAGUGAAGGGGGCGGAUCAGUGCGAUGCCUCUGCUCUGCUCAGGCUCAUCUACUCCUGUGACCGUUUCGAGUCUGUGAAUCAAAAAUAUGUGACAGAGGUGAUCCACUACAGGAACGAGAUAAUGCAUUCUUCUGUGGGUCGUAUCAUGGAUGAAUGGAUGAGCGGAUACCAGACAACUCUGAAACACUUUGUGCAGCAGUUCAGCAACGUACCACAGAUGGGCAAAGUUGGACAAGAAAUAGAUGAGGCGCUGACUGUCGAUUGGAAGAUAACUGCCUCUGAUCUGGAGAAACUGGACAUUGCUGGCGGUCGAGUUUGUGGUUUUUCACACCAAUUGGAGGCCAACAUCAAAUUUUUCAGCCAAUGGGAGGCUGAGUUGCUCCAGGAGAAGCUGCAGGAGUUACUGCAUACUGACGAUGAAGAUGCUGAGACACAGGUUACUAAGCAGCUGGAAUGGCUUGGUGAUUUCCUGCAGGCCAACAGUGAUUUGGAUGAAAUGUUUUCUGAAAAGAUUCAGGCCAUCCACUCACUCAGGGAAAAAAGAGCUCGUUCACCUGAAGCAGCCGGUCAGUGA
This is a messenger RNA of Limanda limanda (common dab), 936 nucleotides long. RefSeq lists its product as uncharacterized. The record is from RefSeq and is a predicted model, not a curated record. Lineage: Eukaryota; Metazoa; Chordata; Actinopteri; Pleuronectiformes; Pleuronectidae. The transcript has 6 exons. Bases 1 to 936 code for a protein of 311 amino acids.